AUGACUAUUGAAGCAGAUACUUUCCCCAUAGGCUACUUUUAUAUCAUCUCCAAAAUGAAUGGAUUGGCUUUGGAUAUUGACCUUUCUGAAGGUCCCGCCAAGGCUGGUGCUAAGCUUGUCACUGCUACCAAAAAGGAAGAUAAACUUGAAAGAGACUCCCAACUUUGGAUUCACCAAAAUGGUUUCUUGACCAACAAAUCUGUUGGUUUAGUCAUGGACAUUGGCAAAUCAAAAAAGUUUAUUGACAUCUUUACUGGCCAUGAUCAUUUAUACGUUGACACUAUGAAGCACGAAGAGAGUGCUAAUGAUCAGCGCUUUGGAUACUCCAGUGAACAUGGACAUAUCUACACCUUGUCAGACGCCAAUGAUGUCGUUGACAUCCGCAAGAAGAAUCCUGAAGUUGGAGCUACCAUCAUGAUUUACAAGAAGGCUGAAGUCGUGGAAGAGGGCAUCAACCAACUCUGGGAUCUUCAACUCGCAGAUCCACCCAAGCAAAUUGAUUCUUCCGAUGACGAGGAUGAUGACAACAAGAGCGCUCGUUUAAGUGCUUGGUUUGGUAGCUGGUGGGGCUGGGGAGACGAUGACAAAAACGACGUCUUGAGAGAGAAGGAGCUGGAGAAGGCUCACAAGAAGGUUUAUGAAAAGAAAAAGUCCAACUUGACUUACGAAGUGAUUGCUGGUGCUGUUGCAGCUGAGGCCGUGAAGCAAAUCAUUGCAAAGCAAGAGCAAGAAGGUCAAACUGUUCAUUUCAAAGGCGCUAAGCAAGCAGUCGCUGCAUAUGCUGCCAAGGAAAUGGUUCAAAUGCUUAUGGAGAGAGGUACCGAUGAUGACGACGCUGACGAUGACGAAGAAACCAAAGAAAAGAAGCAAACUAUGCUCCAAAAAAUGGCAGAGAAGGCCGCCGUUAACUACUACGAAUCUAAAUGCAAAUAA
Messenger RNA from Mucor velutinosus, 933 nucleotides. Its product is annotated as killer toxin resistant protein. NCBI's taxonomy places the organism in Eukaryota, Fungi, Mucoromycota, Mucoromycetes, Mucorales, Mucoraceae. Bases 1 to 933 code for a protein of 310 amino acids. The record is from RefSeq and is a predicted model, not a curated record. The transcript has 6 exons.